This is a messenger RNA of Ricinus communis (castor bean), 3311 nucleotides long. RefSeq lists its product as uncharacterized. The transcript is spliced from 3 exons. Lineage: Eukaryota; Viridiplantae; Streptophyta; Magnoliopsida; Malpighiales; Euphorbiaceae. The coding region runs from base 270 to 3008 and encodes 912 amino acids. The record is from RefSeq and is a predicted model, not a curated record.
UGGGUAGUUGUUUAAUUUUCUUGGGUUUGAAGGACAAGUGUAAGCACCGACACAAAGCGUUACUUCUUCAUUUGAGAGACUGUCUUGGGACUGUUAAUGGCGGCAUCUCUUGGCUCUGCAUUUCUAAAACUGAAAUGGGGUGGCCAGCAUCUCCGUUCAGCUGAGAGGACUAAAUUAGAGCCUUUUCAUUGAAAUUCUUGGAGGAGAAAAUAGAAGUGAAAGACCUGUACCUCGCAUACUAUUGAAGUCUUAGGAUAAAGUAUUGGUCUAUGGAAGACCUAUCGAGGCUGAAACUAAAUUCAAGAGACCAGCAAUCUCUAGGAACUUCUGAGACUGUAACAACUCGAGCAAGGCAAAGUCUGACUCUGCAUGACAGGCUCAAAACGGAAAGGGCUACUUUGUUAUAUACUGAUCUUUGUCAUCAAUAUAGAGAGAAUAUAAGACAUAUCUCUCCUAAACGUUCAGGAGACUUCCUGAAGCAAUGUAGGAAGGCAACACAAGAAGAGGAGCUUGUCAAGUAUAUGUCGCAUUUGCCAAGUUAUCUGGAGAGAGGAGAAUAUCGCCAGGAGAAAGUUUUAAAUGUUGGUGUUCUUGACUGGGGUCAAUUAGAAAAGUGGCAGUGUAGCCAGAAACAAAUAUGGCAGAGAAGUAGCAGGCCUUCACUAUCAAAUGGUAACUCAUCCUCAUCCCUAUCAACAGAAGGAUCGUCUGUCAACUCUAGUAGUUGUCAAUGUCAUCCUGCUCAUCAAAGGUUGCAUCGCCCAUCACUGAAAUUCCAUUUGAUGUCAUCUCCUGCAGAAGUCAAGUCACAAGACGGCAAAUCAUUUGAAGAAAGUAGUAAAAAAGUUCAACAUGUCAAAGGUGUCCAGACUAACACUAUGAAUGAGCAAGAAUCUGUCAGAACAGAUAGACCUUUUUCCACAAAGUUUGCUGAAAUCAAACUGGAUAGUUGCAGUAGAAAAAAUUUGGACUUAAAGAUCAAUCCCAAAAGUGGAACUUUUAAUGGGGCAAAUUUUGAAGCAAUGCAGAAAUUGAAGGUAAAGACAUAUACAAGAGAUGGUGAAUAUAUGAAGACGGUGAAUAAAUUGCAAGGACAGAAGGCGUAUGCUACUGAGAAAGAUGUCUCCGAGAAUACCAGAAGAGUAGUUCUGCAUUCAAGAGAUCUUUUUCAAGGUGACCGUUCCCAGCUUUCUGAGUCGAUAACAAUGUCAGGUCGUGAGGGAGCAGAAGCAAGUCGACGGAGCUUUUCAGAGAUGCCUGAAAGUAGCCCUGAAGUGGUCAGCUCUGAUGUCCCACACUCUUGCCCACUGAUUUGUGAGAAUAGUGGAUGCACGGAUAUAAAAUGGUGCUUCUCCGAUGUGGAGAGUGCCAGCCUUUUGCCUGAUUCAUCUCAGUCAGUACCACAUCCUACAAAAAGAGGAAUUAGUCCUUCCCAUAAUAGAAUAUCAGAGAUUAAAAAAUCAAGUAUAGCACCAAUAACUUCAACUUCAAAAGAUCCUUCUACAGGAUUGGAGCUGAAUUUGAGCAAAGCAGCUGCUGAAAAACCAAGAAGCAUUUCACCUUUUCGCCGACUUACCAUUGGUAUUGGCAGGAUGAGCAAAAGUUUCAAUUCCAAAGAUGAUUCAUCUCUGCCACGCUUGAGCACAGCCCGAAGUUUUGCAAAAUCUACUACAGAGAAUGCUAUGCCUCCCUCUUUCCAGAGUACUUCAAGUGAUAUGCAAAAUGCUACAAGCAGAGCCAGGUCAAGCCCUUUGAGAAGGUUACUGGACCCACUAUUGAAACCUAAGGCGCCAAACUGCCAUCAAUCAGGGGAGCUAUUGCAACAAGAUUCAGUAUUAAAAGAAAGAGUCUGCAAGUCGUCCAGAGGACAAGUAGAUUCUUCUAUUGGAGCAAGACAGCCAGGGAUUGUAAAAUUAGACAUUGCAAGUUGUCGGGAAAUCAACAUUGAUGAUUCAACUCAGGGAAAGAAAAGUGGUACAUCAGCAUUUCAAGCUUUUCUACAAGUUGCAACUAAGAAUGGCCAGCCUGUUUUCACAUUUGCAGUUGGCAAUGAACGGAAUGUUCUUGCAGCCACUAUGAAGAAGUUGAGUAGCUCAAGAGAGGAUGACUAUAGCUGCAUAUACACAUUCAUUGCCUUUAAAGAUGUCAGGAAGAAGAAUGGGAGGUGGAUAAACCAAGGUGGCAAAUACAACAGUCAUGAUUAUAUUCCUAAUGUUGUAGCACAGUUGAAGGUUUCUGGUUCUCAAUUUUCCCAAUCUUUUACUAGAGAAUUUGUUUUGUUUUCUGUGGACCUAAGACAAGCAGAACAGCAAACAUUAGGCCUCGAGGCAAAUGAUGAGCUUGCUGCUAUUGUAGUCAAGAUUCCAAAAGUCAUUAAUAAAUGUACAAGCCGAGAUGGGCAUCGGUCUAGCAAGUGCACUGAUUUUCCAGAUGUGAGAUAUGAUUCUACUUCUGGGGAACAUUGUAUGAUUAAUGUUCAAAGCCUUAUAAGUACGACAGUGAUUCUUCCAAGUGGUGUUCAUAGUCUACCAAAUAAAGGAGGGCCCUCAUCAUUGAUCCAGCGGUGGAGAUCAGGUGGUUCAUGUGACUGUGGAGGUUGGGAUUUGGGUUGCAAACUUAAGAUUUUUGCCAAUGACAGUCAACAUAUUAAGAAAUCUUGUUCAUCCAAACCUUGUGCCAUAUCAGAUAAAUUUGAGCUAAUCUCUCAGGGCAGCGAAGAAGAGAACCGACCUGUCUUCAGUUUGGCCCCGUUCAAGGAUGGAAUCUAUUCAGUUGAGUUCAAUUCAUCACUUUCAAUUUUACAAGCCUUCUCCCUGUGCAUAGCAGUUCUAGACAGUAAAAGAUUAUGUGAGACCUUGGAAUCCAGCAACUUGAAUGAAGGCAAAACUUCUCUUGAAACCAUAUUAGCACAAAAUGAUGGAAUAAGAGUGGCCCCAAAUGGAAAUGAUGGGGAGGUGCCUGCAAGAUAUGUCUCAAAUCCACCCCAUUCUCCAGUAGGAAGGGUCUAGUUUUCAUGAGGAAAUGGUCUUGUAAUUACACAAGUGGUACAGAUAGAUAAAUAGCAAGUACAUGAAUCCUGCAAUGAAAACCUUGUAUCAUGGAUAUAAAAGGGUAAAGGGAUAAUAAGCUUAGAAUCUCCAAUAACCCUGAAAGCAUUGUAUUCUAUAUUAGUCUUUUGGAGAUCUUUUUUGACAAUAGAAGCAGUAUUAACUGUACUUAGAGAAAUACUAUAUCUCCAUCAAUGUAAGUGUGCAUAUAAUGAGUGAAUGAUAUUUGCCUUUUCUUAAUAACACUUGAUUUCCCUUGCUCAA